Messenger RNA from Rhizophagus irregularis DAOM 181602=DAOM 197198, 1083 nucleotides. RefSeq lists its product as uncharacterized. The record is from RefSeq and is a predicted model, not a curated record. Lineage: Eukaryota; Fungi; Glomeromycota; Glomeromycetes; Glomerales; Glomeraceae. Gene Ontology annotation, molecular function: hydrolase activity, acting on ester bonds.
UUUUUUUAAGUUUCUGGGGAAAAAAAAAAAUGCUUUCGAGUAUUUUAUUUCGUUCAAUUUUUUACGUCGGUUAUCUACUGUGCUUUUCAAUUGCAAUUAUUAAAGCAACGCCAAUUAACAAACGUCAAUCGGUUAAUGAAACUAAACCCUGUCCAUUCGAUACGAUUAUCGUAUUUGGUGACUCCACUUGUGAUAAUGGAAACACGUGGCGUUUGUCUAAUUUUACGUAUCCUCCAAGUGACUAUUUUUAUAAAGGAAGAUUUAGCAACGGGCCAACUUGGGUUGAAUAUUUAGCGGAUUUUUGUCAUAUAAAAGAUAUAAAUUACGCUUAUGGUGGGGCCACAAGUGAUAAUCAGUUUGUUAAAGCCACAAGCGGUUUUCACAGUGAAUUAAUAGUGCCUGGAAUAAAGCAAGAAGUGAAUAAUAUAUAUUUAAAACAAAUAACUGCAAGUAAUAAUAGUAAACCUAAUUUCGAUAGAAUAUUAUAUAUUGUAGCACAUCAGGGGAACGAUUAUCUAAAUCAACCAUCUGUGAAUCCAAGGACAGUAGUAGGAAAUCUAUAUGAACAAUGGGAAGUAUUAGCGAAUUUUGGAGCAAAACAUAUCUUAAUUAAUAAAUUUUUUAACCUAAAAUAUUUACCGAGACCUCCAAAAAAUGGUAGACUAAAAUAUGUAAUUAAAAAUUUAUUGUCUAGAUUUAUAACAAGACUUCAUAAUGCUGCUAUAGAUUUUUAUGUUUGGUUGUUUAGAAUGAAACAUAAGAAUGUUAAAUUAUAUAUUUUACCAAUGGAUAAAAUUUGGGAAGAAUUUCAAAAACCUAGCGUUAAAAAAGAAUUAGGAAUAACUGAUUAUGAAAAUCCUUGUGUCGUGCGCGAAGAUAAAGGCAAUACCACCACUUAUACUGUGUGUUCAAAUCCAGGCCAACAUUUUUAUUGGGAUUAUAUUCAUCCCAGCACAAAAAUUCAUAGAUAUGUUGGGUACAAAACUUAUCAAAUCGUUACUGCAAAAACAGGAAAUUAAUUAGAAUAUCGUGUAAUUAAUUAUAGGUAAAUAAUAUUGUUAAAUUGAAUAAACCACCGUACUU